AUGUCUAAGUUUCUUGUACUCCUCUCUGUACUUUUUGCAGUUUCAGAAUCUUCAGCUAUCCCAACCAGAUUUCGACGGCAAUAUGGGUGGGGAGGACAACCUUACUACGGCGCCGCGCAGUAUUACGAAACACAACCUCAACAGUGGUCAUCUCAAUCUCAGUAUCAGAAUAACCAAAACUACUACUCCCCAUACUUCUACGGGUAUCAACGCCAACAAAACUGGCAAACUUCAAAUCAAAACUCCUAUCAAUCUCAAUAUAACCGACCAUCAUGGAUCUCAGAUAACAAUAAUGGAUAUGCAACAGCACCACCAACUUAUAACCAAGCAAAUGUUGGAGGCUACACCAGACCGAAAUAUCUUGCAACAAUGCAGCCAAAACCAACCUUAUCCCCAGUAAUUCUCGAACGAUCGACACUGUUUGUGACUGCAGAACCAAUAAAACCAACUGAGGAUGGAAACCACCCAACUUUCUUGGAACGUCUCGGAGUAGCUACACUUCCAGUUGUCCCAUCUCUCACAAGUUCCGAAGAAGAAUCAUUGAAGAGUGCUGAGGAAGCAGUACAUGAAACUCUUGGAAACGGAGCACUUCUACCAGAAAGAUCAUCUGUGGAAGAAACAACUGUGAAUUCAGAAGAAGAGGAAGGAGAUCGUGAGGAAACUACAACUGUUCCAGAAACCACAGAUACUAUUGGGAGCUCGACAUCAGAAACAUCUGUCCUCGAAAAAGAUGAGAUUGCCUCAUCGGAGUUUUUUGCAUCAUCCACAGAAACUAGUACAGAAGUUGCAACCACCGAAGAAGUCACAACGACAUCAGAAGAAGCGUUCACGACACCUACUAUAGAUGAAACAACGGAAUUGUUUUCUACGACCACGGAAAUCAUUGUGGCUACUGAAACUAGCACUAUAACUGCAGAGACAUCAACAGUUACGGAUACGAGUACAGAAGCAAGUACGACUACUUCUACAGAAGUCACCACAACUAUUCCAACCACGACUACUCUUUCAUCAAAACCAUCUUCCACUAAAGCUCCUGUAAAAGAAGUGAAACCAGUAACACUGCUUGCGUUCCAAGAAGUCACUAAUGAAGUAACAUCAAAUAUUAUGAAUGUCACUCAACCGACCGUAGAUCAAAGCACAAGUGUUGGCGAUUUGAAUGAAAUUGGAGAAGGGUCUGGUACUACGGACUCGGCCGCAACAACUGAGGAAAACACAAAUCGAUCAACAUUUGUGACUGGAAUUGUUGGACUACGUGCUCCCCCAGUUCCAAAAACUACUGAUCCGGAGAAGGAGGGACUUGCAGUUGUUGAAUGGACGGAUUCGGAUAAUGAAGUUAGGAAGGUUCUGCUCACUCAAUGA
Caenorhabditis remanei is the source of this 1359-nucleotide messenger RNA. RefSeq lists its product as uncharacterized. The transcript has 3 exons. Lineage: Eukaryota; Metazoa; Nematoda; Chromadorea; Rhabditida; Rhabditidae. The record is from RefSeq and is a predicted model, not a curated record. The coding region runs from base 1 to 1359 and encodes 452 amino acids.